CUUCCUCAGGUAUUCGGCCCCAAAUCAUGAACGGGCCAAUGCACCCACGCCCCCUGGUGGCGCUGCUGGACGGGCGCGACUGCACCGUGGAGAUGCCCAUCCUCAAAGACCUGGCCACGGUGGCCUUCUGCGACGCUCAGUCCACACAGGAGAUCCACGAGAAGGUGCUGAAUGAAGCUGUUGGAGCCAUGAUGUACCACACCAUCACUCUGACCAGAGAGGAUCUGGAGAAGUUUAAAGCUCUACGUAUUAUCAUCCGCAUCGGCAGCGGCUACGACAACAUCGACAUUAAAGCCGCAGGAGAGCUAGGCAUCGCUGUGUGCAACAUUCCCUCGGCGGCCGUGGAGGAGACGGCCGACUCCACCUUGUGCCACGUCCUCAACCUGUACCGGCGAAACACCUGGCUGUACCAGGCUCUCCGGGAGGGCACGCGGGUCCAGAGCGUGGAGCAGAUCCGCGAGGUGGCGUCCGGCGCCGCCCGCAUCCGUGGAGAAACCCUGGGCCUCAUCGGCUUCGGUCGUUCGGGCCAGGCGGUGGCCGUCCGGGCCAAAGUCUUCGGCUUCAACGUCAUCUUCUACGACCCGUACCUGCAGGACGGCCUGGAGCGUUCGCUGGGCGUCCAGCGCGUCUACACCCUGCAGGACCUGCUGUACCAGAGCGACUGCGUGUCCCUGCACUGCAACCUGAACGAACACAACCACCACCUCAUCAACGACUUCACCAUCAAACAGAUGCGUCAGGGUGCGUUCCUGGUUAACACCGCGCGAGGAGGUCUGGUGGAUGAGAAGGCCCUGGCCCAGGCUUUGAAGGAGGGGAGGAUACGUGGAGCCGCCUUGGACGUUCACGAAACGGAGCCAUUCAGUUUCGCUCAAGGCCCGUUAAAAGACGCCCCCAACCUGAUCUGCACGCCGCACACAGCCUGGUACAGCGAGCAGGCGUCUCUGGAGAUGAGGGAGGCCGCCGCCACCGAGAUCCGAAGAGCCAUCACGGGUCGUAUCCCCGACAGCCUAAGAAACUGCGUCAACAAGGAGUUCUUCGUCACCACGGCACCCUGGGCAGUUAUGGAUCAACCGGGCGUUCACCCUGAGCUCAACGGCGCCGCCUACAGAUACCCGCCCGGUGUGGUGGGCGUGGCUCCGGGCGGCCUCCCGGGGGCGUUGGAGGGCAUGGUGCCCGGUGGGGUGCCCAUCGCCCACACCCUGCCCUCCGGUACACACCCCUCCCAGGCCCCGUCGCCCAACCAGCCCUCCAAACACGGCGAGACCAGAGAGCACCUCACCGAGCAAUAGCAGCGGAAGGGAUUUAAAAAAAGAAUUAAAAAAAAAAAAAAAAACGCCUGGUAACCAUCUGACCCCGCCCACGACAACCAGUCACACAGGAUAAACAAAACAAAACAAACAAACAAAGCGACCAACUGGGACCAAGAGACAGUGAAACAACGCGAGCGUCUGCCUGUCAUCCAGUCAGCCGCCGGGAACAAAGCGAAGUGUUCCGGGAAUUUGUACUUUGACCAUUUUCGUUUUUACUCUCUCUCUCUCUCUCUCUCUCUGUCUCUUUGGGUUCAGUACCGACUUUACUCUUUGAUGAUGUUUUUUUUUUUUUCGUUUUUUUUUUUCUUCCUUCUUCUUCUACUACUUCUUCGGGAUAUGCCUGAUAUCAUUGUGGACACGAGAGUCCAGUGUUUUUAGCGCUCCGGGAUAGACUUGCCCACAGCCACGUGACGACGGUGAUGAGACUCUGUCCCGCCCCCCAACCCCCUAGCCCCGCCCCCCACCUCCUCCCGUAUCCACCUCAGAGCUCAUGGGAAAUGGAGUCCCGCAUCUCAACACAUCCGAUGGGAGAACGAGAAAAAAACUUUAGCAUCACGUGCUAUCGGACCUUAAACUCCGCCCCUUUUUCCUGCCCCCCCCGCCCUCCUUAUGUAACUAAUGUGUGUUGUUUAGGCCCCUCCCCCCCAGUCCAUUCUGUAAAAUGCCUCAGAAGAGAAUUAUUUUUUUCUUUCGAUUUCCAGUGUGAAUGACUUAAAAUGGAUUAUCCGCUUAUAAAUAUUUAUCAAAUCGU
Molecule: messenger RNA, 2061 nt
Organism: Sphaeramia orbicularis (orbiculate cardinalfish)
Lineage: Eukaryota; Metazoa; Chordata; Actinopteri; Kurtiformes; Apogonidae
Product: C-terminal-binding protein 2
Exons: 8
Coding region: 27-1289 (420 amino acids)
Biological process (GO): regulation of transcription by RNA polymerase II
Cellular component (GO): nucleus
Molecular function (GO): transcription coregulator binding; transcription coactivator activity; oxidoreductase activity, acting on the CH-OH group of donors, NAD or NADP as acceptor
Source: RefSeq, a predicted model, not a curated record